Molecule: messenger RNA, 7997 nt
Organism: Dunckerocampus dactyliophorus (ringed pipefish)
Lineage: Eukaryota; Metazoa; Chordata; Actinopteri; Syngnathiformes; Syngnathidae
Gene: josd2
Product: Josephin domain containing 2
Exons: 4
Coding region: 1498-2076 (192 amino acids)
Biological process (GO): protein deubiquitination
Molecular function (GO): cysteine-type deubiquitinase activity
Source: RefSeq, a predicted model, not a curated record
AGCAACAGUAGUACUAGUUCUUGUUUGAAGUAAACACUUUACCGCACACAAAUGGCUACAAUGCUAGAUGUUCACUUUUAAAAAGCACAAAGAUUGUUUUUAAAAUACAAACUAAGUAAGAAAAUUCAAGUACAGUAAUAUCAGAUGGGGUUUUAAUUUGACGUCACGUAAGGUCGCGCUAGCCCAAUUCAAAUGUGUGCAAUUAUUAGUCUACGCUACAUCUUCUUAUCAAUAUUAACACUAAACUAAAUAACAACAUUACAAUUACAUCAUUUAUGACCGUGAAUUGACAACAAUGGGGCAAAACCCCCGAAGCUUGGCGACGGCUAAACACCGAAACAAGCUAAUAGCCUCGCUAGCUAGCAAAAGCUGACAUCCGUCUUACCAUCUUCAGAAUGUCUUCUUCUCAGGCAGCGGGUUUUAGAUUAUACGAUGAAAUUUGACGUUUAUGUGUGGUUAAAAUAUAUGUAUAUAGAUAUAUAUCUUUGGAGGGAACUUCUUCAGCUCUUUUCUUCUUUUUCCUUGACACAGGAACAAAAAUAUGUUGCUCGGUCAACCCACCAUUUGGGUCCAAUCGGCUCCUUCUCAACGUGAUGCGUCGUUUGAAUUCAGCCAAUCACGAUGGAAGGUUUUGUUGCGUCAUCAACUGGAGCCCAAACAGCCACUUGGCUCGGUUUAUUAUACUUGAUGGUGACUAACGCUUUUCGGCUAUUGGUCAGUUUGAAAAAAUGGUGUCCAUGUAUAAGCCUGGACAAAAAUGUCACAAAACCAAUAAGAAUAAAAAAGUAACAUGCAUCAGACACAUCCAAGAUCGCAGGGGUUAAAAUAUAAAAUAGAAUAUACGUUUAUGCCAAAAAUUAAACACAACAUUAAGAAAGUUAAUUAACGAAAAACUGAAUCAACGUUCAACAAUUAAUUCAUUCCUAUUUUUUAAUCGACUUUACAACUGUUAAAUUUCCCCAUUAAAAAAAACCUUAAGCACUAGAGGGCGCUCCAAGACAGCGUCAAAAUCUGGCCAAAGCGCAUCUCACCAAAAUGAUAACACGCAUAACCGUUCCUGUAACAGUAUUGAAGUUAGUAUUUGAUUUCUGCACGUUUUUCAACAAAUAUAGUCAGUAAAUACAUAAUAAGGCAACGUUUUUUCAGUGCCACUUGGAAUUGUUUCAAAAUGGGCGUGGCAGCAAAACAACAACAAAACAACAAAGAAGCACUUCCGGUUUCUGGAUGUAGCUGUCAAACUCAUCACGCUUCUUGUUUGUUUGGCCGAUAAUCGCUUCAUCAGCAGCCCGUUUGCUGUUCGCCAACGACAAAUAACGGCAACGCAGGCCGUUAAUCGGUCGCCGCUUCUCUAGAGUGAUCGGCGAAGCGGUUCCAGACGUUGUUAUUGCUAGCUAGUGGGUCGCCGUAGCGGUGGUUUUGCUGAAGCCAGCUAGCUGUAGCUAAACUAGGCGCUGAUGCUUUUCUCGCAAACAGUGCUGCUUUGACGCAAACUUUAGGAUGAGCGACGGAGAGGUGGUGUUCCAUGAAAAGCAACGCUUGGAGCUGUGCGCCAUCCACACACUCAACAACGUGCUGCAGGAGCGGGUGUUCACCAAGGAGACGGCCGAUGACAUCUGCAAACGGCUGGCCCCUCAGUGUUUGGUCAACCCUCACAGAUCCAUGCUGGGCACCGGAAACUAUGACGUCAACGUCAUCAUGGCCGCCCUGCACAGCAGGGAGCUGGCGGCCGUGUGGUGGGACAAACGCAGGGCGGUUGAGAGCAUUUGCAUCUCCAAGGUUCAGGGCUUCAUCCUGAACGUUCCUUCUCGUGUCUCGCUGGGGAUGGUUUCGCUGCCUCUGCGGCGGCGGCACUGGCUCGCCGUCCGCCAAGUCAACGGGCAGUACUACAACCUGGACUCCAAGCUGAAGAGCCCCGUGUGCAUCGGGGGUGAAGCAGAACUACGCGCUUUCCUCAGCGAGCAGCUCUCUCAGGACGUGGCAGAGAUGCUCCUGGUGGUGCGGCCGGACGUGGAAGAGGACGGCUCCUGGCUCAACCCCGCCCCCGCCACCAGUAACGGAGCCAACGGUACGGCGUGAGGUAAACGCUGAAAAAAGAAAGUCUUCAGGGACGUGGAGACACGAGGAGAGAACUCCAAAGAGAAGUGAAGAUCCGAUGAAGGGUUUAGGAAUCAUCACCAACAACCUCACCGCCAAAUGUGCACAAUCUUUGUGUGUCCUUUCCUUUUUCUAUACUACUGCUAACCUUCUAUGCACCACACUUCUAUUUGCUACCACUGGCUGUCUGUGUGUGUAUGUGAGCGUGCCGUGUGAACGUUGGACUUUCACAGUCUCUGCAAGUUCAAACUCUACAUUUUCUAGACGCUGUGUUGCCAUCAAUUGUUUUGUUUUCAGGCAAAAGAGAGCAGUACUCGUCUGCAACCAGCGGAGGCGCUAUCGGUGCAGGCUCGCUCAGUUUGUGGCACGAGAAUCGGAAACAGGAGUUCAGAACGUUCAGGGAGAUUCGCCCAUCUUUUUAAAAGGAUACAAUUGGAGAGAAAAAAAAAAGGUUCGGAAAUGGAGACUUUCUACUUGUGAAACUUUGCCAGUGAAUGUAAAACAAUAAAUCGGACAUUUGCACACUAAUAAUAAUAAUAAUAAUAAUAAUAAUAAUGCAGGGGCUCCCCGCGCAUUGGCCAUGAAGCAUUCACAGCCCCGCAAAUUCACGGCUGUUGGGACAAUUGUCUGUUUUUCCUCUCAGAAAAUCGAAUUCACCCCACACCUAAUCAUUUAUAGGCCUGUCACGAUAACAAAUGUCGCUGGUCCAUAAUUGUGCUACAGAUUAUCGGCGAUAUUCAAUAUCAUUAACAACAUUUUUUUGCAACCGUCAUUUUUUGAUUCAUAAUUGUCAUGAGUGGUGUAAUUCACAUUUAGUGGAGUGUACCCGUGCCUGUACGCUUGCUGAGUUGCAAGCUGUUGACAGUAAAAGACGUUGGAGAUCAAUUAGCCCAAUUAGCAUGUUGGCCAUACAGUCAGGAGAUCUGGACAAUCUGGGUUCGAAUCGCCGUUGGGCAUCUUUGUGUGGAGUUUGCAUGUUCUCCCUGUGUGUGGGUUUUCUCCGGGUACUCCGGUUUCCUCCCACAUUCCAAAAACAUGCAUGUUAGGUUAAUUGGUGACCGUAAAUUGUCCAUAGGUAUGAAUGUGAGUGUGAAUGCUUGUUUGACUAUAUGUGCCCUGCCAUUGGCUGGCCACCAGUCCAGGGUGUACCCCGCCUCUCGCCCGAAGUCAGCUGGGACAGGCUCCAGCAUACCCCUGCAACCCUAAUGAGGAUGAGUGCAGUAGAAAACGGAUGGAUGGAACCAUAUUGAAUGGUUGCAUUUCUUUUGCAAUGUAGCGAGUGACACUAUGAGCGCACACAGCUUUGCACCAUUUUGUUUAUAUUUACUUUGCCAACCAAACACCUCUGUAAGCGUUGACUGUCGGGACGAAGGCUCCGCCGCCCGAGGCACCUCAAUUGGUUGUUUUUUCCCCAGUUGAGAAAACUGUCCGUGUCGGUCACCUUGUUCGUUCUGUUUAAAACUGAAAUAUUCCCACACUGUGGUUGUUGCGUUCGCCAUAGAAACCAUUGCUUCUGUGCCUUCAUUCAUGUUAGCAUAAACUUGCUGCUAGCGCUCUGUAUCCACUCAGUAGGAGCACAAAGAGUCUGAAUGACAGGAGGGCCCACUCCCUCCAGUCAUUCCACUAUAGAACCAAUAUGGUUCUAUAGUGUGGUCAAGGGAGACAAACAUGAAACACACAUGCACAUUUAUCAAGGACGCUAAUCAUUCUAUUUAUUGAUUAUCGUGACAGGCCUAAUUAUGUAUAAAUACCUGAUAAUACAUGUCAAAAUGUACUACUAUUUCAAAAAAAGCCCACAAUUUUUACAUUUAUGUCCUCAUGCUUCACUGAUGAUGUAUUUUUGUUGUUGUUGUUGUUGUUUGUCAAGUGUUGAGAUUUCAUGAGAUGAGACGGUGAGUACAUUUAAUACUUUAAUAAAUCUUUCAUAGGUUCAAGGAGGCAUAAUGAAUCCAAACUAAUCAUUAAAACAGUCACUUUUAUUGCAAAUGUUGAUCCAAAAUUAGCAAAGCGGCAACAUCAAGCUAGCUGGAGGGUUUGUCGAGGUAGGAGUGAGCCGUGUAUCAAAUAUAGACAUUUUUCGGAGUGUGUCAAGUGCUCAUAAAGCGGGUAUCUACGGUAUGUGACAUCAGCUUGGAUGAUUUUUUUUCCAUGUUAGGUUGAAUUGUCCCUUGUUGCUAUGUACUACGUACUCGCCCGGAAAAGGGUGGCAUGCCAUCUCCGGGUCGGGGAUGAGAUCCUGCCACAAGUGGAGGAGUUUAAGUACGUUGGCGUCUUGGUCACGAGCGAGGGAAGGUUGGAACGUGAGCUCGGCAGGCGGAUUGGUGCGGUGUCUGCGGUGAUGUGGACUCUGCAUCGGAGCUGAGCCGAAAGGCAAAGCUCUCAAUUUUUAUCCUCACCUAUGGUCAUGAGCUUUGGGUAGUGACCGAAAGGAGGUCGCGGGUACAAGCGGCCGAAAUGAGUUUUCUCCAUAGAAACGCUGCUCCUCCACAUUAAGAGGAGCCAGAUGAGGUGGCUUGUGCACCUGGUCAGGAUGCCUCCCGGACGCCUCCCUGGGGAGGUUUUCAGGGCACGUCCGACCAGUAGGAGGCCCCGAGGAAGACCCAGGACACAUCUGAGGGACUGUGUCUCAGCUGGUGUGGGAACGCCUCGGGAGGAGCUGGACGAAGUGGCCGGGGAGCUCAGGCUGCUUCCCCCAUGACUUGACCUUGGAUAAGCGGUAGAAGAUGGAAUGAUGGAUGGAUGCUACGUAUAUCAUAGUCAAUGUGAAACUCCUGAACUCGCACACUAAAGGGUGGAAAUGAGGGGUGCACGAUAACUAUCAGGCCGAUAUGAGGGAAUUAUGACGGCAUACUGGUAAAUCUGAUAACAUUAAAAAUUGUUUCCAUAACCGAUCAUUAAAAAAAAUAUAUUCCAAUGAGGCAAGAUUAUCCAUACUGCGCUCCUCCCGCUCUAUACUCCGGUCCUCCCGACCUCCGUGGCGUCACACCGGCUGCUCGGAGCACGUGCCCGAAUACCGUGCACUUUGCUGGGCCACGCCAGGUGGCUCCUCCCGCUCCAUACUCUGGUUCUCCUGGUAGUAGUGAAGUGGUACUAGUCAUGUCAUGAUAUUUGAUUAGGACUAAUCAACGGGUACAGUUGGUCAAAUCCUAAUUUGUUCCAGUCCUUCUUACCUCCAUGGGUGCACAAGCUACACUUAAAUGUACAUUUUUAAAACGUAGAUAUAAAAAAAUGAUCGGUAGCAUAUCGGACUUGAGAAGCAUUAAGUUAUCGGUAUCGGUUUGAAAAAAAAAAAAGACUGUGCAUCUCUAGUGUAAAUGUGUCAAAACAUGCCCCCCCACCCCCAUGUUGUUUUUCUGACAAGUACACCACAAGGUGCCGCUGUUACUAAACCCCAUGAGUCGGGCUGACUUGAAAUUUCUCACGCAGCUUAAUGCGCUGCACAAAACACCCGCUGAUGAUAAAACUUUGAGGAUAUCAGUAUUACACGUAUGCUAGCACGUCUCAUUCUGACCACAGCCCGCAGGGGGCGCCACCAAUGUGACGUCAUAUGACCUAUUACGGUUGAAAAACAUGCAAAGACUGUGAUUGGAAGAUUGCAAGUGUACUGUUGUGUCCUGCUCGGGAUGGGCAUUCGUCACAUGGGGGUGCACUACUAUCUGCAGCCAGCAGAGGCGCCGUUUGAACUAGUUUACUGAGCUCCAUCCAUGUCUGCCCAUGAAAACACUGACAUGGAAACGGGGGUUGAGUACAUUCCUCAUUGAGUGGUCUAUGAAUGAAAUGAAGUAGAACGCCCAUCCCUAUGAAUCUAUGCAUAUCCAAGAAGAGUUUACUUGUGAUUUAUUCCACCUCUGAAGUGCAUGAUGGUGACACGUGUUUAUAUUAAACAUUUCUUUGUCUUCUUCAACUUGAUGUAGAGUGACUGGCAAACACACUGAUGUUAUUAGUUCUUUUUUAUUCAUAUUAGACUCUUGAGUGUAAAAGGAUGCCAUUGAAAAGGAGCAUUGAGAGUACAAACUCAAAGAACAAGGUGAGCAAGUAAGGAUGGGGAGGGAUUCAAUGAAAUCUCCAACAUAUACACAAAAACAUUGUAAACCCAAUGCUAUACAUGUACAUUGGUUAUUUCUUUUUUUUAAUUUAUUGCUGGUUACGGUAAGGCCAGGGCCGCACCGUUAGCAAGUCAUAUUGCUAUGUACCUACCGUUGCAUGGGAUAAAUUCUUUUUGGGUUCUCCAUCGGAUCAGUACGGGUGCUUUUACAUCCAUAGUUCAAAACAUGCCUAAAUGUGUCACAGCAAACCACACCAGUGGAUAUUCUCAAUCCAGGUCAGACUACCAAAGCAACCAGAACAGUCCAGUCUUAAAGUCUAGGACUACGUAAACAAACAGAACAGUCCAGUCUUAGACACUAGUCUUAGUAAGACUACCUAAGACAACCCGAAUAGUCCAGUCUUAAAGUCUAAGAGUGUAUAAACAACCAGAACAAUCCAGUUUUAGACUCUUAAGAAAACCUCACCAACCAUAACAAUCCAGUCUUAAAGUCCUAAGACAACCCAAACAGUCCAGUCUUAGACUCUUAAGUCUACCUAAACAACCACAACAGUCCAGUCUUAAAGUCUUAGGACAACCUAAGACAACCAGAACAGUGCAGUCUUAAGACUCUAAGACAACCCAAAAGUCCAGUCUUAGAGUCUGACUACCCAAGAAACCAGAACAGUCCAGUCUUAAGACUACCCAUGAAACCAGAACAGUCCAGUCUUAGAGUCUUAAGACUACCCAAGAAACCAGAACAGUCCAGUCUUAAAGCCUAAGACUACAUAAACAACCAGAACAGUCCAGUCUUAGUCUAAGAUUACAUAAAACAACCAAGAACAGUCCAGUCUUAGUCUAAGAUUACAUAAAACAACCAAGAACAGUCCAGUCUUAAAGUCAAAGACUGCCCAAGACAACCCGAACAGUCCAGUUGCCAUCGAGUCAAUGCCCUGAGAACACAUGACUUCCAUCUCUUCUCUUACUGGUCGGCAGUGGGCGACAGAGUAGACAGGAGGGAUUGCUGUCAGAUUUCUUUAUUUUAGCAUUUUUGCUGUCAGAGUAGUGAGUUUAAAAGCACCAAUGAACCAUCUAAGCAGACUAAACCAGCAAAAAUGCACUUUACUUAAAAGAUGACGCUAUUUAGUCAUUUGGGGGCCCAAGGAAAACCCAGCCAUUGGGGCCCUCCAUAUCCUUAUACUGCACUGACAAAAGUUUAUUGAUUUAUUUAUUUACUAUUUUUACAAAAGGUGAGUACAGUGGAACCUUGGUUAGUGUCAUUAAUUCAUCCCAGAAGGUCCAACUCGAACCGAAACAGAUGUUACAUCAAAUUCCCCGAUAAGAAAUCAUAUAAAUCCAAUUCAUCUGUUCCAGAGAGCCAAAAAUGUAAAUACACAACACAUUUUUAUAGUUUGACAAGCAUAAAACAAUUGUAAAUGCGUAUAAAUGAUAAAUGAAAGGGAUAAAAGAACAUUUAAGUCAGUUUUAUCUUUAUUGAAGAUGUGAUUGUCGACGUGAUUGAAAACAGGAAGGUGGUGAUGGUUGAUCCUGCUGCCACAUCGUGUCUUUGGGAACAAUCGCGUAAGCAUAAAAGUAAGCUUAAAAUGUUCAUUUUUCCCUCUUAUUCAUCAUGUAGAUGCAUUUCACAUUGUUUAUGUACGUAAAACUAUCAUUCUAAAAGUACAAAAACGUGUGUGCGUUCACAUUUUCGAGUCAACUGCUGGUGACAUCAUAGGCAGACGACGUAACUUCCGCUUCCGGUUGCCAUUUUGUUUAGCUAGCUAAUAGGAUGCUAACAAAGAGGGACGUUUUGUGAUAAAAAUAGAUUGAUAAAUAUGUAUAUAUAAAAAAUAUACAAAGUAAAAAAAAAAACAUUAAA